AUAAUUUGUUUAGAUUUAUAAUCAUUCAUACUUUUGCUUCGCAUAUUUAUGCUAAUCAUGAUUACCAGUGAUACUUAAAAAGAAAACUUUUCAUCAUCGAUCUUUAGCACCUCUAACUGACUCACACACCGGCGGAUUGCUACGGAACGGACCCCUCAUCUAACCGCGGAAGAAGCUACCAGCGUGGCUGUCGGGGCGAUUCUAGCGGAGUUCAGAUCCACUCAGUGGUUCGGUCAUUGGCUCUGACCGAACCACUGAUUCUAAGCUAACCCUGAAUGGUUUAGCUUCGGGGUUAGUUGGUGGACAUUAUGGAGGAGAGCGGAGAGGAGGCGGCCAGCGCAGCCUGCAGAGUUUUCACCUUUAAAGACGCGAAAAGCCCAGAGAGUCUGAGUGUCUGCAUCCCAGAGGUUCUGGACCCUCAGUAUGGGAUGUACGUGUGGCCCUGCGCCGUGGUUCUGGCCCAGUACCUGUGGUUCCACCGAGACCUGCUGAGAGGCCGGGCGGUGCUGGAGCUCGGUGCCGGUGUGGGUCUCCCCGGCGUGCUGGCGGCCCGCUGCGGCGCCCGCGUGUCGCUGUCGGACGGAUCGGACCGGCCACGGUGCCUGGAGAACGGCCGGCGGAGCUGCGCGGCCAACGGGCUGCGGGACGUCGGCAUGCUGGGCCUCAGCUGGGGGGACGUGACCCCGGAGCUGCUGCUGCUGCCCCCGCAGGACGUCGUCCUCGGCUCGGACGUCUUCUACAACCCCGAGGAUUUUGAAGAUGUUUUGGUGACGUUUGUCUGCCUGCUGAGGAAAAACCCGCAGGCUCAGUUCUGGACGACGUACCAAGUGAGGAGCUCUGAUUGGUCCCUAGAGGCCCUGCUCCGCCGCUGGAGGCUGCGCUGCGUCUCAGUGCCGCUGGCGGACUUCGGCGCGGAUGGCUGCGAGCUGGCCGGGUCCGCGCUGCCGGGCAGCCACACCGUCCACAUGAUGAUCAUCAGCAGGGGGUCAGAGGUCGACCCACCGGCCCAGGGGUCACCGUCUGCUCCCAGACACACAGCCUGCCGCUCGGCUGCUCAGUGAAAAACUGAUUGAAUUGAAAACAUUAAGGCAGAUUCAGGUUCUGAUGGGAAUCUUGAAUAUUUCUGGAUUUGACUCCAGAUUUUCAGUUUUCUCAGCAGAGGGCAGCGUUCCACUGAGAACGUUAGUAGUUUGAUGAGAGGACUUCCUGUUUCUGGGAGAUGCAUCUUCCCUCCCUCCUGAACAGAUUAACCAGAUUUCUGUUUCUGCAGAUUAACUGGAAUAUUAGAAAAUGUUUACCGGCGUCCGGUCUGCGGGCGUCCGGUCUGCGGUCGGCGUCCGGUCUGUAUAUCUGCUGUAAUUCCUGUAAAUAAAUGAAUCUCUUGCAGGUU
Molecule: messenger RNA, 1390 nt
Organism: Xiphophorus couchianus (Monterrey platyfish)
Lineage: Eukaryota; Metazoa; Chordata; Actinopteri; Cyprinodontiformes; Poeciliidae
Gene: mettl23
Product: methyltransferase 23, arginine
Exons: 5
Coding region: 309-1061 (250 amino acids)
Cellular component (GO): cytoplasm; nucleus
Source: RefSeq, a predicted model, not a curated record